AUGGAAGAUUAUUUUAUCAACGAUUUAAGAUUAAUAGAACAACUUAAUGACCAUAGAAAUCAGCGAAAUAAUAUUCAUCUAAGACAUAUUAAAAUAUAUAAAAUUAGAAAAAAUCCUCUAGAAGAAUUAGAAGAAAAUGAAUUUAAGUGCAAAUAUCGCUUUUCAAAAGCUACAGCAGUUUUUAUAAUAGAUAUGCUUAGAGAUGAUUUAUCUGGUGAUUCUAGAGGUGGACAUAUACCUCCUCAUUUAAAAGUUUUGUCUGCAAUAAGAACUUGGGCCCGUGGAGAAUUCUAA
Diabrotica balteata is the source of this 294-nucleotide messenger RNA. Lineage: Eukaryota; Metazoa; Arthropoda; Insecta; Coleoptera; Chrysomelidae. The record is from the annotation of a GenBank genome assembly.